Solanum pennellii is the source of this 544-nucleotide messenger RNA. RefSeq names its product ethylene-responsive transcription factor ERF020-like. The record is from RefSeq and is a predicted model, not a curated record. Gene Ontology annotation, molecular function: DNA-binding transcription factor activity; DNA binding. Gene Ontology annotation, biological process: regulation of DNA-templated transcription. NCBI's taxonomy places the organism in Eukaryota, Viridiplantae, Streptophyta, Magnoliopsida, Solanales, Solanaceae. The transcript has a single exon. Bases 54 to 437 code for a protein of 127 amino acids.
UUUUGUCAAAAGGCAACAACAGUCAGCAAGCAUAAGAGUAAUAAGGAAGAAAGAUGAGUUUCGGUGCAAAAUACAGAGGUAUUCGGAAGAGAAAAUGGGGGAAAUGGGUGUCGGAAAUUCGAGUUCCAGGUAGUAGUGAACGACUUUGGCUAGGUACUUACACUAGCCCUGAAGCUGCAGCCAUAGCACAUGACAUAGCCUAUUAUUGUCUCCGUCCAGAAUCAUCAUCAUCAUUACAUAAAUUAAACUUCCCUUCCAUGUUACCGCCUAAUGUUCAACCUGGAAUGUCACCAACAUCUGUACAAAAAGUUGCCUCUGAUGCUGCCAUGGCUAUUGAUGCUCAGUUUCUUACAACACCAACACCUGCUCAAAAACAUGUUGAUAAUUACGGGCAAAAUCAAGAUCUCAACAUUUCUGUUGAAGAUUAUCAAUAUUGAUAAGUGAAGCACAACACAACAUUACUCAAGCAAUUUUUAAUAUCUUUUUGGCUAUUACAUGUACUCAAGUUUGGUUCGAUUUCAUGAAUUUUGAUGAUGUUGAGUAA